This is a messenger RNA of Didymodactylos carnosus, 765 nucleotides long. The record is from the annotation of a GenBank genome assembly. Lineage: Eukaryota; Metazoa; Rotifera; Eurotatoria; Philodinida; Philodinidae.
AUGGGCUUUCUUACUCGCAUACUAGAAUCGGGUUUCGAUGUGAGACCAGUUGAUCAUAAUCGAAGAAUUUGUAAAAUACGAAAUUAUCUUGCACAUGUAGCUGUUUAUCAAUCGUCUCUUUUCAUCACCAUGGCAUGUAUUGAUCGUUGUGCAGCUACAUGUACAAAUGUUAAAUAUCGAAAAUUUUAUGAAUCGGUUGUUGCUUAUCGUGUCUUACCCGUGUCCAUUCUAUUUUGUUUUCUAAUACUUAGUCAUAUUCCAAUAUGGUUCGAAACUGAAUAUGUAUUAAGUGAAUUUAAUGUCAAAGUUAUGCGAUGUUAUGCAAGAAAAGGUACAUAUCGUUUAGUAUUCAAUACAUUUUUUUUAAUAUUUUAUAGUAUUAUUCCGUUAACAUUGAUGAGUGUAUUUGGCCUAAUAACUGUCCGUAAUAUUCGACACAAAUUAUUGUGUUGCCAAACACAAAAGAGUAGAUAUCUAAGAAAAAAAGAUCAUCAAUUAAUAACAAUGAUGCUAAUGCAAAUACUACUGUUUAUUAUUUUGACAUUUCCAUUUGCAAUAGAAAAAUUUUAUUCAAUAUUAACCGAAAAUAAUGUAAAAUCAAGCCUGACAAUUGCGUGGGACAACUUUGUAAAAUCUGUAAUACUCUUGUUGUUAUAUACUAAUUACAGCGAUAGCUUCUAUCUGUACACACUAUCCGCAACUGUGUUUAGGAAAGAGUUUUUAGCAAUAUUCCAGAAAAAGUUCAAAGAGACAACAAUUGAUUAA